Molecule: messenger RNA, 2463 nt
Organism: Plasmodium coatneyi
Lineage: Eukaryota; Apicomplexa; Aconoidasida; Haemosporida; Plasmodiidae
Exons: 3
Coding region: 1-2463 (820 amino acids)
Source: RefSeq, a predicted model, not a curated record
AUGAAUUCCGCUCUUGCGAAUAGCGAACAAAAGAAAGCAAAGAAAUACGAGGCGGAGGCGAAGAGUCCAGCCAAAGGGGAACUGCAAAUAUGUGAGUGGGAGCUGCAGAUAAGUGAAGGAUGGCGACAAGUAAGCCAAGGGAAGCUGAAGAUAAAUGAGGGGUUGCAACAAAUAAGUGAAGGGAAACGGAAGAUAAGUGAGGGGAGGAGGAAAAUUAUAGAGGGGAAGCAGUCACUACGUGUGCAGGACAACGUGGCUGGUGUGUUGGACAAGGUAGUAGCUGGCCAGGAUCAACUAGCAGGUGGGCAAAAUGACCGAAGAGAUAGAAGCCCCAAGUUCAGGGCAGGCAUAAAAGCGGAUUGCGAAGCGGAUGGCAAGACCGAAGGGGAAAUUUGGAACAACAAAAAAAGGGAUGACAUAAGUGGGAAUAUUUUAAGUGCAACAAAUGUGGACAGAAGCCCAUUCAGAGCGGAGGGGGAAGGUAAGGGGUUAAUAUUCCCAUCGGAUAUCAAGUUAAUAUACGGAAGCAUAACCACAACGGACAGAGAGAAAACUCCAAAUGUACAGAAAAAAGUUACCGCCUUGUUUAGCAAAAACUUAUAUGACGUAGUGGUGCUUUAUUACGAAAUGCACUUUUACAACAAUAUUGAUUCGUUCCAGGUCGAUGUGAACGUGUACGAAAUUUACAACGACUUGAUCUGCCUGAUAGACGAAUUGUAUAGCAUGUAUAUUACCGACUCGGAGAAGAAAAAGAAGAGCUCCUACAUGUAUGAGGAUAUGGAAGAGAGGUAUCUUAGUGGGGAGUUGUGCGGCGGGUGGACAGAAAGGACGCAGGAAGAGCUGCUGCAGGAGUACUACAUUUUGAAGGGGGACAGAAAUACGCUGUUCAUAAAUUUCAAGCUAAUGAAGAUGGUGUAUUUAUCCGCCGUGUUCGAUUUGGAGUUUUUUGGCGACGUGUGUCAGGAGAGCGUUUUCCUUUCGGAGGGAGGCCCCAUUAGCGAAGAUGCUGGCGUUGCCGCAAUUGACGCAGUUGACGCAGCAGCUACAUCCGCUACCAAUACCUGCAACCAACUGGUUGGAUCACCAGGCAGAGCAGUCGAGGCCCCACGACAUGAUAACCGAGGUGACAGGAAAAAGAGUAAUAAAAAAAAAGGCAUAUCGAAAAGGGCGGACAGGAGAAGCGACAGAAGGGAAAUACCGAGCCCCGUGUUGAAGUUGGACAUGGUACGGUACCAAGAUAGGAAUAGUAUGACAGGAGGGGCGAUGCCGGAGGUGGAAGAAGAAGAGGAAGUAUUCCCCCUUGGGGAAGUGCCCCCUUUUGAGGAAACCUUCCCCGUUGGGGAAACGUACAUCCGAGAAGACCAAAAACUGUGCUACCGUAUUUUGUGUGACGAGCAGCCGUACAAGGCCCUACUGAUAAAGGAUGAGCUUAACCUGAGUUCGUCCGACGAUGGAGAGAACUACCACGGGGGGGUGAGUGCAUCAAUGGGUGUAGUGCAAAACACAGGUACCCCUCUAAGCGUGCAUAGCGGCGUCGUCAAUUUGGGGAGUUUGGUCAACCGUGCGAGCGGCGGCUCAGCGGCAGAGUCACCCCCAACCAGCAGCGAAAACGACAAGGAUAGCAUAACUCAGGAAAGACACAGUCGGGUAUACACCAAGUCGAAAAGGAACAAAGGGAUACUCUCCUACGCAUCUCCCCAUGAGAAGUCAGUUAGUAUCCCCAAAGAUAUCCUAAACAUAACAUCUUUGUUGAGCACCCCCAUUUUAUCAAUGAGUAAUAUAAAGAGCCUAAAUCAGGUGAAUUUUUCAUAUGGAUAUAGUCAAACAAAGAAGGAUCUGUACAACUAUUGUUACGCUUACCUAGUGAGCAUACACAAUGGGUAUGACGUUAUCCCCAUGGAGGGUUAUAAAUUCAGACCCAUCAUAAUAGAUGGUGCAAAUGUAUCUGCCAAGGUUAUCCAAAAACAUGUGUCAAAUGUGCUAGAUGCAGAUAUGUCGAUAAUAUAUGACUGUUUUUUAUUACAUGAGGCAUAUGUUUUUUUUAAAAGAAAAAAAGUGGAUGAUAUUAUCAUUGUUUUAAACCCUGUGACGAAAAAGGGGGAGGAGUAUUUUCUGGGGAAUAAAAAGGUGUGCAAUUAUUCCUACUUGGAAAAUUUAAUAAAACAGAAUGCCAUACUGAUUUGCAAUGAGAAAUAUUACCACAGUUACAAGGGGGACGUCGUCAAACGGCGCACCUACGACGAUGUGUUGAUAUUGGAGCUGGCCUCGCACAGAAAUGGCUGCGUCAUCUCCAACGACAACUACACGGACAUAGAGGCAGACACGGCGUGCGAGGAAAUAAAGCACGUUAUCUCACAUUACGUUGUGAAGCACCAUUACGACAAGCAUAAUGGAUUCGGCUUGGACAUGACGAAGAAGCCUUUGAAGUUUGUCUUAAAUUCUCUCUUCCAGAAAAUUAAUUAA